Adineta ricciae is the source of this 1629-nucleotide messenger RNA. The record is from the annotation of a GenBank genome assembly. Lineage: Eukaryota; Metazoa; Rotifera; Eurotatoria; Adinetida; Adinetidae.
AUGGGUCGUACUCAGCAAACCGCGUGUAUAUCCGAUGGUGGUCGAACACGCCGUCAAGUUGCUGCCUUCGAAGCUUAUGACAGUUCGUUUUAUGCUCAUUAUUUUCCAGCUCAACGAACAAGUACAGAAAUAUUAUUGCCAUCGUUUGGUGUAGCAAAAACGGUCAAUCCUUUGGAAGACAAUGUAGAAUAUUGGCUCAGUAUGAAUCUGAACAGUUGUUUUGAUGGUCCAGGCAUUCGGUUAAAUGAUGUUGGACUUGAUUUAGUCUUAACACUUGAUGUGUCGGGUUCAAUGGGAGAUCGAUUUGAAGGCGAACCAGGCAAGACCAAAUUGCAAAUCGCUCAACAGUCUCUUUUAACUCUUUUGAAACAACUGUCACCAAACGAUUCGCUUGGCAUUGUCCUGUUCAAUGGUACUCCGAGAGUUUUGCAUCCUAUGGAAAAAUUCUCUUCAAUCGAUCAGGAAAAAUUGAAGGAAGAGAUUUUAUCACUUCGUGCUGGUGGAGGGACUGAAAUUAGUAAAGCUGUUCAAUGUGCAACGAAACUCUACGAUCAAGAAAAUGGUAGAGAGAGGAGAAGUCGUCGAAUCUUCUUUCUGACAGAUAUGGAAGUGUCUCAUAAUGAUGGAAUAGAAUUCUUAAAACAUAUUCAAGAGAAUGCCGAAAAGAAACAAAUCUGGUCAACUGUUGUUGGUGUUGGUCUCGAUUUAGGAACAGAAGUGAUUCAAACAGUGUCACGAACGAUCGGUUGUAAUUAUUCCAAUGUUCGAAAUGCUCGAACAUUUGAUCAAUUGAUGAAGACACAAUUUCCUUACACAGUGACACCUGUCGGAUUUCACAUUCAAUUGAAUCUAGUUGGAGAUCGUUAUCGACUCGGUCAAGGUUAUGGAUCACCCGAAGUCUAUCAAUAUGAACAACCGAUCCAACAACGACAAUCCAUUGAACUCGUCACUGAAUUUGCCUUAGCAAUGAAUGAACAGAAUGAAGUUCGAGGAGGAUAUCUUCUCUUUCAGAUCAUUGAUCAAAACAAAAAUUCCAAUACUCACGAACCUCUGAAAAUGAAGACAUCAUGGAAAACUCUUCAAGGUUCAACAGAGAGUAAUGAACAAGAGAUUCAAUUCUCCGAACAGAUCAAUUCUUAUACUCAUGCCGGCAUACGAAAAGCUCUUCUACUUGUUCGGUAUACCAAAUUUGUCAAACGUUAUUUGAUAGUUCGUCGAGCAUCAGCCACGCCGGAUAUUAUGGAAGAAUAUCAAACAAUGCGUCGACAAUUUCCACGUCUAGUGAAGUAUUUUCAAGAAGAAAUGAUUCUUCUCAAUGAUCGAUCUCUCUACGAGGAAGAAUAUCGACAUCUGAUCGACAUUGCCCAAAAAGAUGAUCUUCCUCUAGAUCAAAAUCUUCUUCCAAAUCAAACUCUCGCUCUAUUCAAUGACUCCGCAAUCGAAUCCGCUCAUUCCACAACAGAUCAUCCCAAUCGAUGUUGCAUCUGUUUAACAAACGAUAGUUCAAUGAUACUCUCUCCGUGCGCUCAUCAAUGUCUCUGCAAAGAUUGUGCUCAACAACCAUUGAGCAAAUGUCCCUUAUGUCGAGAAGAAAUCACAUCAAUCACCGAACAAUUUCAACAUCUCUGA